This is a messenger RNA of Paramuricea clavata, 11978 nucleotides long. Lineage: Eukaryota; Metazoa; Cnidaria; Anthozoa; Malacalcyonacea; Plexauridae. The record is from the annotation of a GenBank genome assembly.
AAAGACGUCGGUAUGCAAAGAAAUUUUGAGAAAACUGGGACAUGACGAAAAAUCCGCUUCAAAGAAUCAGGACAUCUUAAUAUUGUGUCAAAGUAACUUUUACAAAGUGGACGAUAAUCUGUCAAACAAAGAGGAGGACGAGGACCUAGAAUUAAACUAUGAUCACCCAGGUUCGUACAUUACGAUUGUGUUAGGGUUUCGGAGUGCCAUUCCAGGCAUAAGCCUGGGGUAACUGCGUGGGUAUACUCAUUCUGCCCAGCUAUUUACACUUGGGAAAAGGAAUUAUUUACACUUGGCUACGCUUUAAGGUGUAUGGGUGGUAUUGAUAGGCGGUCAUCUCUCUGAUCUCAAUAAUAUGGAAGGAGUGGAAGCACCUUUAGGUUUAAAUAGAUGUAUAAAAUUUACACCGCUCGACUGAAUUCAAUCUACAACUUACACCCUUCAACCUUUUUUGUACACGCUCAUGUAUUUUCAGAAUUAACCAAUCACAAAGGCUGUUCCUACAGGUGUAGCCGUAUAGGGUGACCCUGCUGCAUAGGGUUCGACUGUUUUGUUUUCCCUUUUUGAACAAAAGUUUCUUAAAAUAUCUUUGUAACAUCGGUUGUUGUUAUUCAUUUGUUAGACGCUUUUGAUGAUGAACUCAUAAAGAACACUUUGUCGAAACUAAAGCAAGGUCAGACAGUCGAAACUCCUGUUUAUGAUUCAAAAACAUACUCCAGGUUUGUAUACAUUACCAUAUAGACAAUAGUGCAACUCCAUAUUGUAAUAAAUGAAAACAAUUUUUAAGAUAAAUUGUUGCAAGAAACCUUAGGCGUAGACGUAAUUAAAUGAAAGUAUAUGCAAAACAGCAAAGAGCUUGAAAUAAUAGAGAGUUUAAGAUCUACGACGCGGUCUGAAUUUCAGCUAAAAAAUGAACGCUAAGCAAUUUCAUUACUGUAAUAAAUGUUUGACGAUUUUCAAAUAACAUUACAAACUGCUAAGUUUGACUAAAGCGAUGCAAUGUUUGCUGUAAUUUUGACUUGAAGUAUCACCUUUUGGGUCGAAAUAAGCUUCGCGUUGCUUGAAAGACGUGAUAAUGCUUAGUUUAACGUUCUGCUGAGUAUGACAAAGCCGUUGAGAAUACCCCUGGGACCACAAAUUAUUCACAGUUUUUGUCUUGGAUGACAAAUUUCUUUCUUUCGCAUGCGCGUCGUCGAGCCGGCCGCGUCGUAGAUCUUAAACUCUCUAAUGUUCAAAAAUUGUCCGGAAAAUAUUUUGUUGGAAAUUUAAAAUUUGGAUGGAUUUUUUUAUUUAAUGGUAAAUCAUUUGUUAAUAAAUAUUAAUUUAUGCCAAACACGAUACAAUCAGUAAUUUUAUACAGUAUAUAGUUAAAAAACCAGGGGUCGGUUGUUCAAAGCUGGAUUCUCGCUAACCCUCGGUUGAAAUUUAACUCGCUUAUUUGGUUUGUGUAUUUCUGCGCAUGUCUGUUUAUUUCAUUCGAAGAUUUCCAGAAAAUAUUUCCAUGUUAAUGAACGAGCUGUUAUAAUAAUUAAUAACCUAAAUUUCGAAAACUACCUAAAUCUAUAAUACAUCGAAUACUUAAUUAAUUUACUGUUAUAAAGUUUUGAAAUUCCUCAGUGUUUGUUUUUAAUGUACAAUUUGAUUCGGACCUACGAUUAUAGUUGUGAGCUGCUGAGUUGGCUUGACUUGCCACAACAUCUUUAAGAGGAUUAAUUACACUAUUACCAAGCUUUUAAUAAUUUUUUAAUGAAUUGUUCACAAGAAUUGUGUCUCAUAUGCUUAACAUCUCCAAUCCUGUAUGAUCUAAUGCAUUGUGACACGACAUUUCAGGAAGAAUGAUGCGCAAAACUCAAGAUUUUCUGGUUUGAUGUAAUAAUGUCAGACUUGUCUUAAAUUGUGUAUACAGUAUGCUCACUUGGAUAAUCCCCAAACCCAAUGCACCUUAUCACAACCCGCACACCUGAAACUUUUAGUAACUUGUUUUGAAGAUUUUUGUCCCCAUGCUUAGUUCUUGAGAUAUUUCAUUUUGUGUGUAACCAUGUGACGUCAUUUACUCAAUUACAUAUAUAAUGGUAUCAGUAAUUGUUGUGUAUCUUUGCUAUUUUUUAUCAAAAUCUUUCCAAAGAUGCCACAAGUUUGUUAAUUUAACCUACAUCAUUAAGCAUACUGUUUAACCUAGAUCAUUAAACAAAUCCAUCAAAAAUAGCGAAGAUACGCAACAAUUACUGAUAUCUCAUUAUAUAUGUAAUUGAGUAAAUGACGUCACAUGGUUACAAACAAAAUGAAAUAUCUCAAGAACUACUGUAUAAGCAUGGAAACAAAAAUUUUCAAAACAAGUUAUAAAAUAACAUGUAUAUAACGCGUAUUCUGAUUGGUCGAAAGCCGUGUUUGGAUCAGGCCAUCCAAACACGGAAGACUACCGUGUUGUUGUUAUUUUAUAAAACAAUUACUUUAUGGUUUCCGUGUUUGGAUGGACUGAUCCAAACACUUGGGAAUGUUGCUCGAGUUAAGAAAAGCGGGCAAAAUCACUCGCCUUCGGCUCGUGAUUUCGCUCGCUUUUCUUAACUCUCGCUCGCUUUUCUUAACUCUCGCAACAUUCCCGCGUGUUUGGAUCAGGCCAUCCAAACACGGAAACCAUAAAGUAAUUGUAUAUUAAUAUACAGUUUUAAGACCAUUUUCGUUUACGCGAGUGUCACAUUAAAUUGUGUGUGUAUAUGCUCACUAAUGCUCACUUGGAUUCUUUAUAAGAAUACUAAUUAGGAUGAACAAUUAUUUAAUGCCACAUGUGUUUUAUCAGAUAUAAAGUCACUCCACGUGACAUAUUAUGGCUGACAUGAUUUGCCACAAGAUUUAUGAAUUAUUAAUGAGUAUUUUAAGCCAUUCAAAACACUCGAAGUCCGUGCUUUAUCAGUUAUAAAACACUCGAACUGCGCUCUCGUGUUUUAUAUCUGAUAAAGCACUGAAUCAGGUUCCUGCUCGUGUUUUAAAUAGUACAUGACGUCCGAAACUACAUAUUAGACAGAUUUAGAAAAGACGACGCGACCUCAAAGACGGCGUGGAUGUCGUCAUUUGGCGCCAACUAUCGGCAACUUCUGGUUUGCCACGUCGUCUUGGACGAUUUCACGACGCGAAAAUGCAAUUUUCACGUCCUCUCUAGAACGUCACAGAUUUAUGCUUUUUUUGAAAAAAUAUGAGAGUAUGCAUAAUAAAAAUCAUCCUAUUUUGUUCCCUAUGUAUUGUUUAAUGAUUCUAGUUGAAGGUUUUUCAUUGACAACGUUGUUUUUCUUGUAUUUCGCUAAAUUUUGGACGUGUUGAUUUUUGACAAAUACUUUCGGUCGCCAUAACAAAUCAACAAGACUGCAAGCAUUGUUAAGAAUAAUAAAAAAAAACACUUCAAUACCGCUAGUAUUCUUCACCAAAACAAACAUUUUACAAGAAACUGAACUGAGGUUAUAUUAACAACUGUUUAAAAUCAGGAAAACUUGGGAAGGUAGAAGAAUAAAAGCACUUACAAGCAGUAAAAACUAAAUCAAUUUUAGUUGCUCUGUCACAACAGUGCAAAAAGUAGGACAAGUAAAAAUCGCUUUCCAGCGUGAAAAACUAUCAUAAACAGUAUUAAAUUUUACCAAUAUAAACACUGAUACCAUGUUUAUACUGAACAGUUGACAAACUUGAUUGAAUAGGCUACAAACUAAAGCAUUUAGCUCGUAAACAAUACCUGCAGUUAUUGUAUUUAUUCCAAAUGAUGCAACAAUUGAAAGUUCACAUUUCAAAAUACCGAAAUAUACGUCUUUUUCUAAAAAAUACUUAUUGAAUAUCCGUACUAAUUCAUCAGGAAACGCUUGGCAGUUUUAUAAAUCCUUUUCUUGCACGUAUCUUGACAACUGAUUGAAAACAAUACAGGAAUGAGCAAGAAACAAGAAAACAAAAAUUUGCUUCGAAAAAGACAAACAAGCCGUCCCAGAUUAAAAACCCGGAAGUGAACGCGAGGUCAUUUUCACGUUGUCUUUGAGCUCGCGUCUUCUUUUCUAAAUCUGUCUAUUGCUAACAUUUCACUUUCACCUUUUAACAGGAAACCGCAGUUUGUGACAACAUAUCCGCCAAAAGUAAUUCUUUUCGAGGGCAUCCUGGUUUUAUAUCACAAAGAAAUUCGAGAUUUGCUGGAUAUGAAACUGUUUGUCGACUGUGACUCUGAUACAAGACUUUCACGGCGAGGUAUGAUCAUUAAUUUCUAAAUAGUAAUGAAUUAUUCGUCAAUAGCGAUCGCCAACAUCCUACGCAGAACCAUAAAAGUAACUGACCAGUUACGUUUAAUGACCCUGCAUGCGUACGGAAGCCAUAGAUAUCUUAUAUACACUAGAUAGCGCAUCUCGUUUAGUAAAAUUGAAGCCAAGAAUAUUCCAGCGGUUACCCCCAUUUGAAUAGAUGGCGGCCAUGUUGGAGUCAGUUCUCACUCGCUAAUAAACGCUUAAAAAACAACGAUAACUUUCGUCAUUUGAAUAGUUUGAAAAUGUAUUUGGAAUAGGUUUAACUUAAUGUUUGAGUUCCCUGUUUAAGAAAUAGAAAACAUACGAGUCUUCUCAUUUCAUGGGAAUAUCCUGAGUCUGCAAUUACGGCUUCAAUUUCUGAAUUGCAGAAUAAUUAGAUGCACUAUCUAGUGUAUAUAAGAUAUCUGUGACGGAAGCUUGUAGCGGCCAGGCCUUAAUAAAUAUCGGUCGGUCACGGAAAUUGUCCAACCCAUUCGUGAAAUUGUCCGACGUAAAGAGGAAACCACCGGACAUUCUGUCCAAGCUAAGUGAGAUUAAGCGAGCCAGCCCGAGAUCUCGGGUCAGUCGAGGCGGGAUCUCGCCUUAACCGGGCCAGCUCGGAUACCCGGGCUGAGCCAGCCCCAUAUAAACUGCACCUAAGAAAAUGUUUCUAAACACCAACUUGCGGGCUUUUGUGAUAUUUCGUAAAUACCUCAAAAGUAGUCAACGUCUCGAUACUUUUUUGUUGAAAAGAUGCUGAAUUAUCAUGUUUUUUGACCAUAUGUCCACAACAAUCGCCACACCCGGGGUAUUUUGGCAAAAAGUAUUUUUCCUGACCGUAGACUAGUUAGUCUGUUUUAUGAUUGGAUGAUUUCCAGAAAUUUGCGAGGCAAGUUGCAGUGGAAAAGUUGCAACGCCUCGCAUAUCAUCACUAAAAGCUCUUGUUCAACUUUCUCUGCAACUGGCAGGUCAAUCUUUCAUUGUCGCAUGCCAGUUGUUACAGAACUGCCGUCAAGUUUUAACAAGGUUGUCAAGCCGAUAUCAGGAUGUGUUCGCACUGCUUGUUCCCAGUUGUUGUGGCAAGUCUGGAACAAGCUGUUAUCACCUUGUUACACGGUUGAUGAUAGUAACAAACUUGUUCCAAUAAGACUAGUACAGGCUGUUCGUAACAAUUUGCUACGAGCUUGUUGUCAUCAACUUGUUACGUGCAGACGAUAUCACACUUGUUGGAACAACUUGUUGGAACAACUUGUUAGAACAACUUGUUAGAACGACUUGUUAGAACAACUUGUUAGAACAACUUGUUAGAACAACUUGUUAGAACAACUUGUUAGAACAACUUGUUAGAACAACUUGUUAGAACAACUUGUUAGAACAACUUGUUAGAACAACUUGUUAGAACGACUUGUUAGAACGACUUGUUAGAACAACUUGUUAGAACAACUUGUUAGAACAACUUGUUAGAACAACUUGUUAGAACAACUUGUUAGAACAACUUGUUUGAACAACUUGUUAGAACAACUUGUUAGAACAACUUGUUAGAACAACUUGUUAGAACGACUUGUUAGAACAACUUGUUAGAACAACUUGUUAGAACAACUUGUUAGAACAACUUGUUAGAACAACUUGUUUGAACAACUUGUUUGAACAACCUGUUGGAACAACCUGUUGGAACAACCUGUUAGAACAACUUGUUAGAACGACUUGUUAGAACAACUUGUUAGAGCAACUUGUUAGAACAACUUGUUUGAACAACGUUUUGGAACAACCUGUUAGAACAACUUGUUAGAACAACUUGUUAGAACAACUUGUUAGAACAACUUGUUAGAACAACUUGUUGGAACAACUUGUUGGAACAACUUGUUGCGGGUCUGUUAGCCUCGUCAACCUUGUUACAAGAUGACGACUUGUUCCAUGCAGACUUACCAACAACGGGGAACAAGCAGUGCGAACACAUCGUGUUGACACGCGCGUGCAAGUGUGUUACGCCAUGCAAUAUUGCUUUAAAUUUGCAAUGCUUAUAACCCUGUUCUGUUACAAAUUGUAGAAAAAAUGCCUGGUCCGACAUGGCCCUGAUCGUAAAUUUUUUGUAUUUGCAGUUUUAAAAGACACACAAGAACAUGGUCGAGAUCUCGAUACUGUAUUAAGUACUUAUACAGAACUUGUGAAACCAGCAUUUGAAGAGUUCUGCUUGCCGGUAUGUAGUCAGUGGUAACAAGUUCUUUGAUAUUUCACAUAAUAUGCCGAUACAGGUAUUAACAGACCUUUUUGUGACGACGUAAUUAGUUUGUUCGUUCACUGCAACCAGGUAUAUCAAUCAUGUUUCGCUUGCUACUCUGGUUUAAAUAAAUGAUUACAAAGCCCAGUCGAAUUGUAAUCACGACCCAACGUUUCGACACUCGAGUCUAGUGUUUUCAUCAGGGGUGAUAGUUAAACAUUUGAUUCGUUUUAACACAAGGCACAACUUUAUUAGGAUAAGAUUAAUAUUUAUUGUAUAGAUGCUAACUCAUCAUAUAUUUAACAUAAUUUAUCAUGGUUAGAGGACAACGAGUUUAUCAGUAUUACUGUCAGGUGUAAUUCUCUUAAAUAAAGUUGCCAUACUAUAUAACGGGGGGUGAAUAGGGGUAUACAAAUACGCCGAUCCGCCCAAAUUUGAAGCAAAAUCCGCGAUCCGACAAUGGUCUUCUCUAAAUUUGAAUCCGCUAAAAGCUCUACUAUGAAGUCACAAUCCAGGAUCCGAACUAAAUUGCAAGCUAAAUCCACAAUCCGAGCCAAAAUAUAAGAUAAAUCCGCAAUCCGCUGUAUUAAUAAGAUCCGCAAAUCCGUGUAAAAUAUUCGCCAGAUCCGAAAUCCGAACAAUUUUUUCUGUGAAAUCCGACGAUCCGAAAACCUAUUCACCCCCCUCCCCCCUAACUGUUGGACGUCAGUUCCAUUCCCUUUUAUAGUGUUUUUGUCUGCGCGGUCAACACAAAGCUGCAACGCGUGUGCCGAAAUUUCGUAUUUUGACCUCGAUUUAAAGAAUAAUACUAUGGUUUUAUGAACCGAUAACUUGUCUAGCGAUACGAUCAGUUAGAAAAACCUGGAAUUAGGGACGGGUCAUAAAGUAACUGCUAGGGUGGGCUGGAGGUAAAUGACAAAUUUUCCCAAUAAGUUCGGUGACCCAUCUUAAGAUGUAGAUAAAAAUUUCAAAGCCCAUCUAAUCUUACAAAAAAAUUUCAUGACCCACCCAAUCUAAAUUGGGAAAAUACACUUUUAUAAUAAAAAAAACUUGCAGGUAUGAACUUUGUAAAGUACCAAGCUUUGACCAACACAUUCAUCACUGUGAUUCGACCAAUUCUUGUUGUUGUAUAAACAAAGUACUGGCUUCAAUAGCAUCAUUUGCAUUUGAUAAUUUGGAUAGUUUUGUUUACUUUUAUUAUUAAUAUCUUUAUUUUUUGAAGUAGACAUGCAUUGGUUUUUGUUUGGUGGCCCAACCGUGGACAUACAAAAAAAUUGGCGGCCCAUCGAAAUUGCCAAAAAAAUUUCGAUGGCCCAUCCCAAAUCACUCAAGCCCACCCUAGCAGUUACUUUAUGACUGGUCCCUUAGUUGUGGAAAAUGGUAUUAAAAUAGAAACAAAAUGGUAUUAAUGGUAUUAAAACUAAUAAAUAAGUAAUAAAUUUACGUGGUGUCUUCACAAACAAAAGUAUUAUGUAUAAAAACUGUUUACGACUUUCAGAGCUAUUGGACGUCAAUAGCCGCCAUCAUGGCUUCAUUUUUCUCAUAGACCGAAUGACUGAACUCUGAAGUUCUUGCUCCGAAUAUAUAGAGCUCACUGGAAAAGCCUUGCUCAAAAAGUUUCAAACCCACUUUAUCGCAUUUGCAAGCGCGAGCAUGAAAAAUCUUGAAAAUACUGCCAGCUUCUCUACAAUCAUUUCAAGUAAAAAUAUGAUAGAUGCUCGAUCGUACUUUUUAAGCCAUAUUACAUCAUUUCUAACCAUGCAGCUCGAAUAUACGGCCGGAUAUGAUAUCCGGUGCUUCCCUUAUCAAGUCACCAAAACAAAAACAAACCCCAGCUUUAAGCUUGGAGCACGACAACGCAACAAGACACCAUUUCGUCGCAGUGCAGCAAAACGUAGACCCUGUAGCUUUGGUUUUAAUGGGCUAACGAGUUGAAGUACAGGAGGGUUGGUCCCCCUGCCGUCUUUCUUGGUUAAGCUCUGUAUUUGCCGUUGACGAUCACAUGCUCCAAGCUAUUUCAAAUCCUGGAAGUCUUCUCCUUUUGAAGAUUUGUCUACCGUAGAUUUGAGCAUUUAUAAUGGAAUUAUUUGGACCGUAUUUAUAAUUUCAUAUUUAAGUAUAUAGCGCAGGCUUUAACAGGAACUAUGUUCAGUUCGGUUUCUUUUCCUCUAUAGACCAAGAAGUAUGCAGAUGUAAUUAUUCCGAGAGGAUCAGAUAACACAGGUAACUAAGAAUUCAUGUAGUUCAACGAUUUGUGUGGUUACUAUAUUCAUUAAGAACAUACAUCAUAAAAUGUUGUUACUGUAAGCGACAAUUGUUUCCACCUGUCGGUGUAAAAGAACCUCUAUAUCCUAUAUGGCGUUUUGUAAUACUACAUUUUUCGACGAAAUCGAACUGUGUUCAAAAUCUCAAAUCGUUUUGGUGUAGUAUAGCUACUUUGUAAAAGUUUCACAGCCUGAGACACGCUUGUUAAAAUGUUCCUGGUUAAAAUAAACUUAUUUGUUUGAAACAACCCUAAAACGUUUUUGGAAGAACGCAACAACAUCUACACAAAGAAAAAUCAUGAUAACAUUCCAUCAAAAUAUAUAUUUUAUGUUGUUUGUCACAUCAUUUUAAUGAAUAUGUACGAAAUUCUAAUGCGCGAAUAAGGGGGCGAAUAUUAAAAUGACAAAGAAAUUUCUCAAAAAAAUUUAUAUUGCAGACCUCUUAGCUGUAGUAAAACCUGCUGUCAUUUGCACAGCGAUCCACCUAGGCAUUUCUUCUUUUUUGUACCGCUUGCAAACCAAGCAUCUCGGGUUUCAAAACAAUAAAUUUGAAAACUUACGGAAUAAAAUAAACGGAAAACUUUAUGCACAAGCAGUUGUUGCAUUAAGUUGUAAAGCACGUGACAUUGUGUGACAUCCUUUUGGAAAGUUUUUGGUCAGGGAUGGGUAAUUAUUUCUUUUUUAAUUGAUAUUUGAAGUGAGGUAAAAUAUAAUUUUGACUUAAUGGUUGGAUCAGCAAAAUUUUUACCCAUUUCUCUUCGGUGCCACCCUCGCCAUAAAUAAAGAGCGGUCUCUUAUAAUCAUCGCCUUUCCUUCAUUUUUAGUGGGAAUGGAGGUGAUUAUCAGGCACAUCACUGACAUUCUCAAAGGAGACGAUAAUGACAGAAAAAUAGUACAGGUUGGAGAAAAUAGCAAAAGAGUUCGACCAAGAAAACGAUCUGAAUCUAGUGGCAUUGGUAAUCGUCCCCAUUGAUGGAAUUGUUAUUAUAAUAUGAGUUAAUAUUGUAUAAAGAACUUAGUUUCGGUUUACUGUGAAAUGAUUGUGAUUGGAUUACUCUCUCAAUUGCUAUAUACACGUAAUUUUAACACUGUCAACCCAUGUUGUGGUCGUUGAUAACAAAUCGUAACUAUAAUUUUAUUUCUGUAAUUGUUAUCUUAAGUAUAGUGAUUAAGCUCCUGUUUUUAUGGUCCUGCUUUGAGACGAGAUGAAAAGGACGAUAUUAAUGUGUUGAAAUGAGUCACGAAGUAUACUUCUAUGUGUUUCACCGAUAUAUACCUUAAUUGGCAUACGAGCAAAUUCCAGUCAACUCACGGGCUGACUGUCUAAACAACGUGAAAUUGUCGAUAUAUGAUAGCCUUUAUAUUGAGCAUGAAAUUCUUGGGGCAUUUUCGACAAAACGCCGUGAUAGCGAGAAAAUUGACGACAUGCAAUUCAAGUUAAUGCUCGUUCACUGAAUGAUUUUCAGCUUUAUACACAAAGGAGCUGUAUUCAGUGGCGCCGUGGGACCCAUGUUUUUUGGGGGGCCAAGGGCAGUACUUUUCCGACAAACCGAAAAAUUUUUCCGACAAACCAAAAACUUUCCGAACGCCAACACUUUUUAAAUCUGACUCUUUUCAAUACAUGACAAUCACGCUUUUAUUCUGUCCAGGCAAAGUGGGCUCGUGCAUGCACCCGUUAAUUUAUUCACAAGCAAUAUUCGGGAUAAUGAAUUAAUGUUUGAUAAAUUAGUUCAAAAUCGACUUAUUAAAAACCAAUCCAUAACCUGAAGACGUUGCAAAACGAUAAAAUAUUAAACUUUCCUUAUUCUAUAGAAUUGAAAUUAUAUUAUGAAGUUAUAGAACAAAAUUGGAAAUCUCUCAAAAUAUCAUGGCUUUGAUAUUUGCUGAUUGGUUUAGUUUUUAGUUCAGUGAUUGGUAUCCAAGGUCUGUCAUUUCAUCAGGCACGGCCAGGGAUUUCCAGUAAAUGGACCAUUUGCAUUAUAGACUAAAUUUUGAUCUAGACAAAAUUUUCAUCACAACUUGAAAGAGCAUCACAAAAUUAGUAAUAUUCCAAAGUUUUGUUGCGAAAUGUUGUAAAAUGCGGGUAAUAUAGCCAUGCGAAGUUUGCCGUUUUUCAGUCAUUUUGUAUUACAAACGGCAAAUUGACAGCCCAAUCGGGUGUUGGGGCAUCAAUUUCCCGUUUGUAAUACAAAAUGACUGAAAAUUGAAAACUUCGCAAGGCUAUAUUAUCCGCAUUUUACAACAUUUCGCAACGAAACUUUGGAAUAUUACUAAUUUUGUGAUGCUCUUUCAAGCUGUGAUGAAAUUUUUGUCCAGAUCAAAAUUUAGUCUAUAAUGCAAAUGGUCCAUUGGUAUCUCAACCAUAUAUAUGAUAUGGUAUUUCGACCAUGGUAUUUCGAUACCAUGGUGGAAAGGCAUAUGGUAUAUCGACCAUGGUAUUUCGACCAUAAAUUUAAAACUUUUAUCUAUAAAAAUAAAAUUAAAAAUCCCAAACGUUUCGCCGGUCAAGACUUCUACAGUGAGAACUAGUUUCCUGAAGUAUAGUUUCAUGCAAUUCGAAAUUGUUAAAAAUAGGUUGAAAAUAUGGGUAUAACGUAUCCUAUACAUUUACCAAUUAGAUUAAGUACUUAGGGAGACAAACGUAGCCUGGAAUGUUAGGUAUAGACCCAUUGCACUAACGUCACAAAUCCUUAGAGUGUCCUCCAGAUGCUCCCUAACAAUAUCUGUUUGAGUACAACAACCACAUACAGCGCAAAAAUUAAUCAUUUUAAUACAAAAUUGUAUUAUAAACUUUUACAAAAUUUGCUUUAUUUGCAAAAGUUAUAUUAUGCAUAGAUUGCUAAUUUGUCCUCCAGAUGCAUCGUCACCGACGCUGUGACGUCAUGUGCAAUGGGUCUAUACUCUGGUAUAUUGAGCCAAUACUAUAUCGAGUAUAUUGGUGUUCUGGGCCUCUGGUAAUCCCCUGGCUAGGCCUGUUUCGUGCUGUUCUAUUUCCAAGUUCUGUGUGUAUACUGUGCGUAAAUUAUGUAGACAUUCAUAAUAUCAACAGUGUAAUUAUUUUGUAUUUUAAUAUUGUACUUUGAGCUGGACUCUAUUUAUUUUAAAGAUAUUAAAUUGACAGUAAUUCAAUUCAUCUACUCGAACCGAUUGUAUGACUAUAAUUUCUAAUUUAACCAUUUUUGUGUAGUUAUUCUCCUUUAUGCUAUUACAAACUAUUUUAAAUUCCCAGGAACAAAUAUAAAAGGUCCA